Messenger RNA from Cyclospora cayetanensis, 4206 nucleotides. RefSeq names its product protein patched homolog 1. NCBI's taxonomy places the organism in Eukaryota, Apicomplexa, Conoidasida, Eucoccidiorida, Eimeriidae. The record is from RefSeq and is a predicted model, not a curated record. Gene Ontology annotation, cellular component: membrane. The coding region runs from base 1 to 4206 and encodes 1401 amino acids. The transcript is spliced from 8 exons.
AUGGCCAUGCGAGCCGGCGCGUGGAAGGGGCUGCUGGCGUUCUGGCGUUUUUGCGGCGAGCUCCUGAGCCAAAAGCAUGGCGUAGUAGAAUCUAUUGGUGAUGGUUUUGCUUGGUGGGGAGGUAUUUGUUUUCGUCAUCCUGUGAAGGUGAUUUUUGGUUCUAUUGUUGCAUGUUUAGUACUGGCCUCCGGUUUGCUUCCGCCGACACCGAUUUGGAUAGACGGCGCAGAGCGGCUCUAUACGCUGCCCUUUUCUCGGGCCAGAGACGAUGGCAUACUACACGAAAACCUUUUCGGGGAUGUACACGGGCGAAAGAGCGUGGUAAUUCUUACUCAUAAGAACAGAGGUACCAACAUUCUGACCUGGGAGCAUCUGGAAGAGGUGCGACGCAUCGACUCCAUCAUUCAAGGGAAGGAUACGGACCCGGAAAUGGGAAGAAAACUUGUCAUUCCGCGGUCUCCUGAUGUCAUAGCUGCUUCAAAAAAAAACGAUAAUGAGGAAGGGGGCACAUCAGCACCUGGGCAGCACAGCGUGACAGAUGACUCGGCCUUUCUUACCUUUGAGGACGUGUGUCUGCGGAACGCCCUGGGUGCUUGUUCAGCUGAAUCAGUCUUGUCGUUCGGUUUGGCGGACUAUAAGGCUGCGGGUCUAGUGAAGGGCGAGCCGGAGGUUUGGCUGUUCGGAGGCACCGCCUUCAAUGUGCAGCAAGUAGCCUUCAUUCCAGAAUACUACUUAGGAGGCUUCACGAAGGAGCCUUGUGAGAGGCGCAUGCCUCGGGCAAUCGCAGAGCGCUUGUUGCCUCCUUCAGCCGUUAGGGAGCUACCUACACCCGAGGAUGCCUUUGUGCUUGGAUCGAUUGAGUGCAUAACUUCCGCAAGUGCUCUCAUGCUGCAUUACGAUGCAGAUGGACAACCAGUGCAUGAGGAAAGGAAUGCAACUUGGGAGAGGCUGCUCAUUCAAGUCCUGAAGGCAAAUCAGACAAUUGGAAAUCUACGCGCCUACUUUCAGGCUUUUCGGUCGCGAGACGAUGAGCUGAAGGCUUCUACCGCAGAGUCCAAAGAUGUUGUAUACGUGGUGUUCACUUUCUUCCUCCUCGCCAGCUACUCCACAGCCCUCAACUUUUCCUGCGAUUUGUAUCGCUCCAAAAUGUUAAGCUCGCUUAUGGGGUUCUUCGCGGCGUUUAUGGGCCUAGGAGCUGGCAUGGGUAUUGUGGCGUACAUGCAGGUGGCCAUGGUCCCCACAGUGCUCAUCUGCCCGUUCCUAGUUCUAGGCAUUGGCGUCGACGACGUGUUUGUGCUUUUGAAUGCAUACUGCAUGGGGUAUACUACGCACGACCCCGAGCAGCGUUGCAUUGCGACCCUUAAAACCUCAGGCUUGGGGAUUACCAUCACCACGUUGACGAAUCUGAUAUCCUUCGGAGUGGGCUCUUUCAGCACAUAUCUCUCCAUCCGGAACUUUUGCGUGUACAGUGCAAUGGCGCUCUUCUUAGGCUACAUUUUCGUCCUCACAUUCUUCUUCCCAGUGCUCUGUCUUGACGCCAAAAGGGAGUUUUACUCCCGCGUUUCCCCCUUCUGCCUUCCCACCACUUCGCAGCUGCACCAGAAACUCGAAGAAGAGAGGAACGCACUAGGGCCCACCGAGCUGUACGUUCACGACGUGCUCAAAUCGGUGUCGCAGGAGGAGAUCGUGGCGUACAGAGUGCAAGUAUUCUUUGAAGAGAGAAAACUUCGAAAAGCAAUGGUGAAAGAAGAGAAAGACAAACAACUAGCGAUUACGGAUGCACAAAACAAAAGCACUUCCAAGCCGCAAAUCACGGACUCCCCCUGGCGCUUCCUCACAAAAAUGUUUUUCCAGCCAGCGAAUGCGGAGAGGCAUGGCCAGGAGCUCAUCAUCAAGACCACUGUGCGUGGUCUCAAUCCUCAGCUGGCGCGUUAUGCGUUGUAUGAUGAACCUCGAGGCUCUGUAGGACGUAGGUGGAGGACGUUCUUCCUGUCUUACUACGGACCCUUUCUCAUGAAGAAGCCUGUAAAGAUCGCAGUGCUAGGAGUGUUCCUCACCAUUGCCGCGGUCAGCAUCUAUGGGUUCUCAAAGCUGGAGUUAGGGCUGGAAAUCUCGGAGCUAGCACCUACCACGUCUUACAUGCGGCGCUUCGACGACGCGUACGUUGAGUAUUUCAACAAGUUUGACCAGCCAACAGACAUCUUCUUUCUUCCCACGCCUGCGCUUUCCGAGCAGCAGCAGCAGCGAGACAAAGGAGCCGACACGGAUCUGCUGAACCCCGGAGAGUUUUUAGGACGGGGAUUUGCCUCAGAAUCCACCGAUCAGAGGCCCCCAACGCAGUUGCAGGCCCCCCAGUGGUGGAAGCCAGAAGUUCAAGCCGCUCUGAGGCUUCUUCACCACCGUAUAGCGUCGAGAGAGUCUACGUCGAGGCUUGUGAAUCCCUUCAUUGCAAUGCUGGAUGACCCCGAAAUCGGGCCUAAGCUUCGGCAAGGCGACAAGCAGAUCUUUCUGGAUACUCUUUACUACCAGCUGAUGCAGGCGGGCUCCCCCUACCGCCAGUUCGCUCUGGAUUUUGUUUGGAGUGGCUCCGAGCUCAAAUCCUUCCGCAUGCGCUUGCUGCCCAAGUUUAUGGCCCGAUCAGAGCAAAGGGCGUUUUGGAUGCAGCAGCUGCGGGAGGACUGCGACGCAGCAAUGAACCCCAAGGCUCUACUGAAAAAUAUGCUGCAGGAGGCGGAGCUUCGGGAGUCUACGGAUUACUCCAAGGAGCUGCAUGACUUGGAGGAGCUGAAGGCGGUCCCCAUCGCUCCUCUUAAGGUUGCCUCGUACACCUACAUGAUGGUUUUCUAUGAAAGCGACUUGGGUAUUCUUAGCUCCGUCCUCAUCAACAUGCUUUCUGCAGGAGUAGCCAUGCUGCUCGUAGCGUUCAUUCUGAUUCCCGAGCUAAGUGCUGGUCUAUUGGUGAUCCUGAUGAUUUGCCUCAUCGAUUUGGCCCUUUUCGGCUUUAUGUAUUUCUGGCAUGUAAAGCUGCACAUGGUGUCAACGAUAGCAUUGGUCAUUUCGAUUGGAUUUGCGGUGGAUUAUUCUGCGCACAUGUGCCACUGCUUCACGCACUGUCUCGGAGAGACCCGCGAUCAAAGGGCGAUAGAGGCGCUGGUGCUAAUGGGGAACCCACUCUUCCACGGAGCCUCAUCAACUUUGCUGGGUAUCUUGCUCCUUGGCUUUAGCGAGUCUUUUGUCUUUACCGUCUUCUUCCGGAUGAUGGUCAUGGUGGUGCUGUUUGGAGCGGCACACGGCAUGGUACUGCUUCCAGUUAUCCUCUCAUGGCUAGGUCCCAUGCCUUCUGCCCACGGGAAAGCGGAGCUCGACGAUGCGGGUAGCCAUGUUGACGAAGACGGCGAUUCAAAAUCAACGAUGCAGGAGACAGGCACAGCGACGGCCAAUGGCCCCGCGGAUGAGAGAAGUCUGUACGACUCGCUGCACAUGGCGAUUCCCCCCCCAAGCCUCGCUCUUAAGCCUACCAGCUCCAAGCUGGGGUGCAAAGCCCCUUGUGCAAGCUCGGUUGGAGGCCGCAGUUACAACUACCCCCCCGCCGCGCAUCCCAGUUCCUUCCUGCCAAUACCACCGCAAAAGCUCGCUGGAAGCAGCGGCCUCUUCACAAGAGACAGGGAGGCUGCCAGCACCAGCAGCCCCAUGAGGCGUUCUAGGUCUGCGGCAGCGGCCGCCUCAUCCAGAAGCGGGAUUGGGGAGAGCCAGCCUCGCAAUCACCAGCAUUUGUCCCGCCACACCUCUCUCUUCUCACGCACAGACCAGCUCUCCGCUACCAGAAGCCUUGACGGCAAACAGCGAGCCCACAGCAUCAGCGCUUACAGUGCAUGUGGAACGCGGCCGCAACUCCCGUCUUGUGUGGAGGACCCCAGAAGGGCACCACGCCGCCUUGGUGGCAUGAACAGCACGAGCUACAGAGUAAGUGACGCCUUCAUGCCAGCUGAAUCUGCGGGGCACCCGCAGCAGCCGACUUCUAGCUCGAUUUUAGGGCAGUCGGCUCAACAGAAUCACAGGAAGCAGCCACCCCGGCAACUCCUGUCACCUGUCAAACACAGGACCACCAGCAGCGGUAGUGGACAACGCACAUCGCAAGAUACAUCCCGACCUUUCAGCGGUAAUGGACGCAGUAAGGGCACAGUGAGAAGCGAAACGUAUCAGUAG